AUGUCGAAUCUUCAGGCAAUGUCAAGCCCUGAUCGUUCUUUUGGAGGGCCAAAAGACGCCGAAAAUUUUGUCCGUAAUGUCAACGUCACAGAUUUAACCCAGGAACCCAAAACACCAAAAAAUGUCACACUCGAUAGCAAACUCCAACAAUGCAAUGAUAAUUUCGAAGAUUUUAACAUCCUGGACCCUCAACUCAUCGAUUCCAUAGAUCAAUACUUAUAUAAUACUAACAACUCCAUCGAUAGCGCCAAUUUUAAUACACUCAACACACCAACACUCACGCCAAAUAAUAUCAACAAUAACUCAGUCAACAGCAAUAACAAAGUAAAUGGAAUUAACUCAGUAAAUAAUAUUAGCUCGUUAAACAAUAAUUGUGAUGAUUUUGAAGAUGAUAUAAUAAGGAAAGGAUCAAAAACUAUUUUUAUCGAUGAAAAUGACGUGGAAAUUAAUAAAACUUUGGACUCCAGAGGUAAAAAUACGCUCAAAACACCUGAAAUAGACCUCAAAAUUACUCUAACACCUAAGGAUAAGGUUAAUAAAAUAAUAACGCCUAAGGAAAAAACUAAUGGACUAACUGUAACACCAGACCGUAAAAAGAAUAAAAUAACGUUGACACCUGAUGAAAAGGCUGAGAAUAUCGAGUUUAAGCUUUCGCAUACCAGGAAAAUUAGUAAGGAAAUUGACUCAGAUAAUGAGUUCAACAAUAACAACAGUGCCCGUGCUAACACUGUUAAUAACACUCGUAAUAUUACUAAUAAUACUGUAAAUAGUGUUAAUACUACUGAUGGUGUGAGUAAUGGUGUGAGCACGGUGAAUAUUGUGGAGGAGAGUGAUGAUGAGGAUGAUGAUUAUUUUGAGGAGUGUAUAAUAUGUAGUGAAUCGAUGAGGAACGAGUUAAAGAAUGAAAUUGGAAUUUUAGACGAGUGUUAUCACAUUUUUUGUUUUAAAUGUAUUAAAACUUGGGCUGACCGGACCAACCUGUGUCCCAUUUGCAGAAGAGAAUUCACGCACAUCCGGAAAAUUAAUCUCUACUACAUACAAUACCUUAUUGACCACAAUAAAUCUAAUAACACUACCAAUGUCACUACUAAUCCCUUUCUGUCCCCCAAUCCUAACUCUGGGAACACCUUUACCCGUGGUGACACUGUAAAUAGUGUUGGCAGUGGUAAUGGUGAGAUAGAUUUGUUUGAAUUAUUUAGAUACGAUGUUCCCUCAAAUUCUUCAACCCACUCGGUAACAACGGGGAAUUCUGCUAACUCUGUAAAUACUAACUCAGUGAACUCUGUGGGUACAGUGGGCACAAUGGGUACGGGUAAAAAAUUAAUAUGUAACAGGAAGAAUAAGAUAUCUAGAUUGAAGAAGAUAAUAAAUGUGAAUAGGAACUGGCAUGACUUAAUCCCGUCGAAUAUAAUAAGAGUGCAAAAGAGGAAACUGAAAUCAGAAGAAGAUGACGACGGGUGUCAAAUUUGCGGAAAUGACGAUAACUGGAAUCAGCAAUUAUUAUGCGAUAAUUGCGAUAAAGGGUUUCAUACAUAUUGCCUAAACCCGCCACUCACCAGAAUUCCUGAAAGUAAUUGGUACUGCCAACACUGCCUCACCUCCAGACCCGAUCUCGCCAAUUCCAUCAACACACAGAACUCUGUUGCAACGCAGAACUCUGUUCACACACAGAAUUCUCUGGAAUCUGAUCACAUAGUAAAUAGUGUAAAUAACACUGUAAAUACAGUUGACAAUAGUGAUCGGGUUGAUGUGGAUAGUGUUGCGAGUAGGAGAAGUAGGCGGAACAGUGUGAGUGUGAAUUCUGAGGAGGAGGAGAAUAUGGAAAUGAGAUUAAGUUUAAUCUCACAAGUGUAUAGAAACUUGAAUAAAACUAAAACUAAAAAGAAAUCCGCAAAACCUAAAAAUACCAACCCCUUAACCCAAGAUACUAACAGUUCUAGCAAAAGAGGUAGAAAAAAAUCAAACAAAUCUACAACCCAUAAUAACACUCCUAACACUGUUAAUAGUGUUAAUAGUGUUAAUAGUGUGAAUAGUGUUAGUAAUGUUAGUACGGUUGGUAAUAGUGAGGAAAACACUGUUAACGCUGGGGACAGACUUAAUAGUGUGGAUGGAGUGGAAAAGGUGUAUCAUGGGAUAAAUAAUAAGGGGAUAGAUGAAUUAAUAUUAGAGUCUAUUGACACUAUUGAUAAUUAUCUCAUUACCAACAUUAACAAUACGCCUACCAAUUCCAAUUCCCGGAACACUCACAACACUGUUAACACUUGUACUGGUAGUUUUAUUAGUGGAAGUCAGUUGAGUAGUAUUGGGAUGAAUCCGUUUAUUCCAAGAAAUAACCCCUUUAACCCCAACAGACUUGAUCCAAAUCCUCGUAACACUUCUAACCACAAUAACACAUCGAACUAUAAUAAGAAUUCUAACUACAAUAACACAUCGAACUAUAAUAAGAAUUCUAACUACAAUAACACAUCGAACUAUAAUAAGACUUCUAGCUAUAAUAACACAUCUAGCUAUAAUAAGAAAUCUAACUACAAUAAGAGUGGUUAUAACAGUUUUAAUACUCUGAGGAAUAAUACCAUGAACAGUAGCGUCAACAGGAUGAAUAACACAACCAAUACUACCAACAAAUUCAAUAAUUCCAAGAACACCACAAACAGGAACACUGUUAGUAGUGUAAACAGUAGGAACACUAGUAACACUGUUAGUAGUGGGAACAAUAGUGUUAAUAGUGUUGGUAAUGUGGAAGAUAAGAAGUAUACAUCGUUUGUGUAUAGGUAUAAGACGAUAAAUGAGGAGUAUGGAAAUUCUUCGAGUUUGAGUACGAAUAUACUAAAUCCCAGCCAAACUGAUAAAUCCGAACCUUACAUUAACGGAAACACUGUCAAAUAUCUCUGCUAA
Messenger RNA from Theileria parva strain Muguga, 2895 nucleotides. RefSeq names its product PHD-finger family protein (gene MBD9). The transcript has a single exon. The record is from RefSeq and is a predicted model, not a curated record. The coding region runs from base 1 to 2895 and encodes 964 amino acids. Lineage: Eukaryota; Apicomplexa; Aconoidasida; Piroplasmida; Theileriidae.